GGAGUAAAAAGGGCGUUGAAUUGUGUGGUGCGGUAUUAUUUAUCAGUGGAAUUAAAAAGUUAUAUUUAUCUCGUGAAAUUGUUCGACGAUCUCUCUCAGUAUAAUAGUCAGCGUUGAUGAUUGGGAUUCCACGGGACGACCGGCACAAGAUCACGGUUAAAAUACGCAAUAACAUGAAAAGAAGUACAAGCCGUGAUUCACCGCCGACCCGCGUCAAACGAAGCAGAUCUUCAAUCGGACGAUACGAUGACUCGAGCGACGAGCGCAUAUCACCAGACAGGAUGAGACGUCGAAGCCGAGGAGCAAGAAGUCCAACUCCACCCAGCCGAGCCACUUCCCAUGCUCGUUACGUCGAGUCCGGUUCCCACCGGGAAGACUACCGAGCCACUCCUCGUGAAAUUCCCCCCGAGAGACACUACUACAAGGUCCUCUGCGUGAGUUCCAUCCAUCCCAAAGCCACCGACGAGGUCAUCAAAGACACCCUCUACCGGGAGUAUAAAAAAUUUGGCGAUUUCUCGAUCAGAAUUGCUCACGAGCUCGACGAGCGAGUCGCCUAUGUCUGCUUCCGGAACCAUGAGGACGCACGUGACGCAAAAUAUGCAAAACCCCGAGUCAUAAUCUACGACAAGCUCGCCCUCGUUGACGCCGCCUUUGAACGACCCGACGCCUACCGACGUCCCAGGUCUAUUUCACCGCCAGAUUAUGAUCGCUACUACGCCCGAUCACCAGGACCCACCGACAGGCACAGACCCAUCGAAAGAUACGACCGUGUGUACGGUCCACCAGUCGGAAUUCCACCACAUCGAGAAAUGCGACGAGAGGCUCUUCCGCCACCUCAUCACGACUUUAUCAGACCGCCAAUGCAUCACGGCGGACCUCCGCACGUUCAUCCUGGCGGUGGACCUCCUCAUCACUAUGGUGGACCUCCUCGUCACAUGAUGGUCCGACAUCCGGUUCACGGAUUCGAGCGAGUCGAGAACAAAAAGGACAAGUUUCCCAACUACCUCCACCACGUUCAGCCCGAGGACGAUCCUCUUGCCACCAGGACCCUAUUCGCCGGAAAUCUCGAGAUCAACAUCACCGAGGAGGAGCUUCGGAGGAUCUUCAGCAAGUAUGGAAUUGUCGACGAUAUUGACAUUAAACGACCGCCUCCUGGAACAGGAAACGCCUACGCUUUCGUGAGAUUCCAGACUCUCGAUAUGGCCCACAGAUGCAAAGUGGAACUCUCGGGUCAGUAUAUUGGAAAAUUCCAAUGCAAAAUUGGCUACGGGAAGGCAACGCCGACAACUAGAAUCUGGGUUGGAGGUCUGGGUCCCUGGACCUCGAUUCCGCAACUCGAGAGGGAAUUCGACCGAUUCGGUGCAAUUAAGAAGAUUGAUUAUAUCAAGGGCGACAGCAAUGCUUAUAUUCUUUAUGAUUCGAUUGACGCUGCUCAAGCGGCUGUGAAGGAGAUGCGCGGUUUCCCGCUCGGCGGGCCCGACAGACGAUUGCGGGUGGACUUUGCCGAUGUUACACCAGGUUUUGGUUUCAAGCCGCGGAUGUAUCCGGAGGAUGGUGGCGACUUCAGAUCGAGGCCAGCGGACUACGAGUCGCCCUAUGAUCCGUACGCGGCUGAGGGAGAAUUUGGAUAUGGGGGUCGUGGCUUCCGGGGUGGACGGGGAUCCGGACCCUGGCAUGAGAGAAGAGGCGGCGGACGUGGCGGAUAUCGAGGAAGCUAUCCGGAGGGCUAUGAGCGCGAUAAUCCCGAGUGGAACAGAAGACCCGGUGCAGAAAUUGACUAUGAGAGUCGGGGAAUGCGAAGAUCGAUUUCUCGUGAGCCUGGCGUUGAUAGAUCGAGAUCGAGAUCGCCGAGACGAAGACCCAUGGAUUCGGACUCGGACAAUGAGAUUGCGAGAACGGGAAUGCUCUCGACGUCGCGAACUCUCUCGGACGUGGCGAGGAAGUCAAUUGGAGUUUGGCAGGGAGCACUGAUUUUGAAGAACUCGCUCUUCCCGGCCAAGUUUCAUUUGACGGACGGCGACACGGAGAUUAUCGAGUCGUUGAUGAAGGACGAGGAGGGCAAGCACAUGCUGAGAAUAACGCAGAGGCUGCGUCUCGAUCAGCCGAAACUUGACGACGUCUCGAAGCGAAUUCAGACGUCCAGCUCGCACGCCAUCUUUUUGGGACUUGCCGGUUCCAGUGCGGCGAUCACCAACGAUGACGCGAACGUGCAGACGAGGCCCCUGCGAAAUUUGGUCUCCUAUUUGAAGCAGAAAGAGGCUGCUGGUGUGAUAUCUCUGCUGAAUAAGGACACGGAAGGUACAGGCGUCCUUUACGCUUUUCCACCCUGUGCUUUCUCCACGGAACUACUGAAACGAACCUGUCCGAGUUUGAGUGAGGAGGGUCUCAAGGAGGAUCAUUUGGUGAUAGUUGUAGUGAAGGGAGGUAGCGCCUAAGAUCUUUUUUGAUUUCGGUACUAAAUAAUAGCUGAGUAACAAAAUAAUUAGGCUACUUUAUUAAAGGAAAAGUAAAGCAAUUUCAAGGUUUGGAAAUGUAUCAAAAUUUGGUUGGUAUGUCAGAUAGGUUUUUGAAAAGUGGAAGGAAUGAAAUUGAUUUUUGCUUCUUUCACUUUUUUUUUUUGUUUUCGGCGAAAGAUUCAUAAGAAACAGGCUGGUGUGGUUAAAAUAAAAAUAGAAAAUAAACUCUUUUUUUCACUUUUCUUUGCAUUGACGUGUUUUUUUUUCUUCUAGAGACAGAAAGUAAACUCAAUGUGAAAUUGGUGGAAGGAUUUAAAAAAGAAUUUUUGAGCGGUAUUUUAAUUUUUUGAAUUCAAAUCUUGAGAGAUCUUUUCAUUUGAAGGGUAGAUUGAAUUUGGUUUCUCAGUCCUGUUUCUUAUUUGAUCUUUUAUUAUAGUCAUGCCUUAGUCUCACUACCAUGCAUCAAUACGUUUUCAUAUACUCUAGUAAUUUCGAAAAAUAUUUAGAUGUCCUUGAUUGCUUUUUCUAUAAGUUUAUCAUAUACGAAAUUUGAUUCUGAAAAAUAAUUGAGCGACCUUAUCCAAUUCUAAGUAUUAGAAUGAGUAGCAAAAAUUGAAUCAAUUGAAUUGACAUACACUAUAAUUGUGUUAAAUUUGUAAAUUAAUUUUCCAAAGAGACUUAAAUUUAAUGACAUAAUCGAUAAUCAACCUCUAAAUAUUUUUUGACGAACAAAAAUUUAAGAUAUGAUUUAAGUGGAUUCCAUGUCGGAAUUUUAAAACCCAAAUAUUCAUCUAACGGAUUUUUUUUCAAUUUACACUCAGGAGAAAAAAAAGUUGAAAAGUCCUCGUAAGUUUGAUUUAAAAUAUUUUCUGGUUACUGUAUUUUAAAUGAAGUUUAAAUAUUUCUUGUCGGGACAACAAAUAUUUUUGUCAGUUUUAAAGGCCUAGAGAUGAGGGUUGCUACAUAGCCAUGAAAACCCUUGAAUUUUGAAAAAAUAGCUUGGACAUUUUUUUCUAUUUCUUUUUGAAGUUUUAAUUAUCAUUUCUGUACUUUUUUGCUCAUUUUGCAAAUUUAGUUUGACAAGAAUUGAUUAAGUUACGUUCUAACGAUUUGAAUGAGCACGGGAAUCUGUAGCUUCUUUUGCUAUUGCAUAUUAAUAAUUUUUUUACUAUAUUAAAAAAAUUGUUUAGAAUUUAAUAAUAGUUGAGAAAACGUUUAAAAUUUGCAUUGAUUAAUAAUUAUGUGUAGAGUACCGGCAGAAAUGAUCUGCAAGCCUAUUAUUAUUUUUUUGUUGUUGAAAUUUUGCUAGAAGAAAAAUUUCAAUUUAAUAAAAAAAUAUUGCAAGAAAACAUCAAAGUUCAAUGUUUUUGAACAAUUGGGAUACAUUUUGAAAUAAUCGACAUUUUUAGUCGGUGUUUGGAUAAUUUUAAAGGGUUUAUAUCGCAUUUUGAUGAAUUUUUAACUAAUUUUUAGAUUUUUUUUUCCUUAAUUCUUUCCCAAGGUCGAAAUUGGUGCAGAAAAGUCGCAAAAAUUUACAUAAUUAUGAUACUCGCCCUAGGGUAGUCUUAAAGAAAAAAUUCUUAAAAUAUUUCAGCAAUUUAGUAAAAUUGUUUGGAUACUAAUCUUCAAAAUGAGCAGAGGAAUUUUGAAAAAUGUUCAUUAUUUCCAUAGUUAUUUCAAUUUUACGAAAAAAUUCUCAUUUUGGCGUUUUCUUCAAUAUCGUUCUAUAAAAUUGAAUUAUUUGACGCAAAAUUGUAUUACUCUGCGCUAAUAUAAGGGGAGAAAAUCAUAUUAACAUCAUGAAAAUUAAGCAUUUUUAAACUAAAGUGUAGAUAAUUUCCAUCGGUAGUGUACGAGUAUUUUUUUGCAAAUUAAAUUGCAAACAGAACAAUGCUUCGAAAUUAAUUUAAAUUCAAAUUUUGAAUAUAAUUUUUUUUUAA
This is a messenger RNA of Belonocnema kinseyi, 4396 nucleotides long. It is a transcript of the gene nito, whose product is annotated as RNA-binding protein spenito. Lineage: Eukaryota; Metazoa; Arthropoda; Insecta; Hymenoptera; Cynipidae. Gene Ontology annotation, biological process: regulation of alternative mRNA splicing, via spliceosome. The transcript is spliced from 2 exons. The coding region runs from base 117 to 2435 and encodes 772 amino acids. The record is from RefSeq and is a predicted model, not a curated record. Gene Ontology annotation, molecular function: mRNA binding. Gene Ontology annotation, cellular component: nucleus.